AUGGCGCCGGCACUCGUCAAGGACGAGGCUGCGUCUACAGCCAAGCGCAAAGCCGAGUCACCCGACGACGAGGUGGCCGACAGCAAGCGCUUCAAGUCUUCAACAUCACCCACACCCACACUCGCACACGACACCGGAGACGCCAUCCAGUCGACAGCACCACGCGUCGUGCCCUUCCCCGAGAAGCCCGCCGUCAUAGAGGAGCGCAAUGGCGAGAUCGAGUUCCGAGCAGUCAACAACGACGGUGACCACGAAAGCUACAUCAUCCUGACGGGGCUCAAAUGUAUCUUCCAGAAACAACUGCCUAAGAUGCCCAAAGACUACAUUGCCCGCCUCGUCUACGACCGCACCCACCUGUCCAUGGCCAUCGUCAAGAAACCACUGGAAGUUGUGGGUGGCAUCACCUACCGCCCCUUCAAGGGCCGCCAGUUCGCCGAAAUCGUCUUCUGCGCUAUAAGCAGCGAUCAGCAAGUCAAGGGUUACGGCGCACACCUCAUGUCGCAUCUGAAAGACUACGUCAAGGCCACCUCGGACGUCAUGCACUUCCUGACCUACGCCGACAACUACGCCAUCGGCUACUUCAAANAGCAAGGCUUCACAAAGGAGAUUACUCUCGAACGCCCGCGCUGGAUGGGCUACAUCAAGGAUUACGAGGGAGGCACAAUCAUGCAGUGCACCAUGCUCCCCAAGAUCCGCUAUCUCGAGUCUGGUCGUCUGCUUCUCAAACAAAAGGCCGCCGUUCACGCAAAGAUCAAGGCUGUGUCAAAGUCCUUCGAGGUCCACNCCCCACCAGCUCAAUGGAAGGGUCUGAAGAAAGGCGAUGCCCUUCCUUCCAUCGACCCCCUUACAAUAGCUGCAAUCAAAGAAACCGGCUGGAGUCUGGACAUGGACGCCCUCGCCCGUCAACCCCGUCACAACCCCAACCACUCUCAACUCAUGCACCUCCUCUCCGCCCUCCAGAACAGCACUCACGCAUGGCCAUUCCUCCAGCCCGUCAACAAAGACGAAGUCCUCGACUACUACGAAGUCAUCAAACAGCCCAUGGACCUCAGCACCAUGGAACAAAAACUCGAAAACGACGCUUACGAAACUCCCGAAGACUUUAUCAGAGACGCCACUCUCAUCUGCGUCAACUGCAGACGCUACAAUGCCGAGCAAACUCCAUACCAUAAAGCUGCCAUCAAGCUGGAAAAGGAGUUGUGGAAGAAGGUCAAGGAUGUGCCCGAAUGGAGUUAUAUCGAACAGGAACAUUUUGCCGAGGUUGGCAAGUAA
Messenger RNA from Aureobasidium vineae, 1272 nucleotides. Lineage: Eukaryota; Fungi; Ascomycota; Dothideomycetes; Dothideales; Saccotheciaceae. The record is from the annotation of a GenBank genome assembly.